AUGCAGACGUCCCACAACGACUACCAAGGAUUCAACUCGGAGCGAAUCAAUAUGGCGACUCGGGAGGACGACGGAGUGACCUCAUCUGAUAUAGAGAUGAUGGGAAUCCCCGACGCCCAUCUCCUCAACACCACCGUCAAUAACAUUUCAUGGGAGGGCAUCGAGGUUACUGUCAAGGACAGAGAGACCAAGGAGCCCAAGAGCAUCGUUCACAAUGUCGACGGUUUCGUGCAGGCCGGCGAGAUCUGCGCCCUCAUGGGCCCCUCAGGCUGCGGCAAGACGACUCUUCUUAACGUCCUCGCCGGCCGCCCCACCAACGCUUCCAACGUCGAAGGUUCCGUGCUAGUCAACGGCGUGCGUGCCUCGCGUUCUGACUUCCGCCAAAUCAGCUGCUUCGUCGAGCAAGAGGACGCCCUUAUCGGGUCCCUCACCGUGCGAGAGACGCUGCUCUUCACGUCCCGCCUGUCGAGCACAAGCUCUCUGCCACUUAAGGAGCGUCUCGCUCGUAUUGACGGUCUCUUGGCGUCUUUCGGUCUGACCGAGCAGGCCGACACCAUCAUCGGCACCCCGAUCCGGAAGGGCAUCUCCGGCGGCCAGAAGCGCCGUGUAGGCGUUGCGAGCCAGCUGAUCACCAGUCCCAAGAUCAUGUUUCUGGACGAACCGACCAGUGGGUUGGAUUCUGCGGCGAGUUACGAGGUGAUUAGUUACCUCAAGACAGUCGCCAGCCGAUGCAAUCUCAUCGUGAUCGCCUCCAUUCAUCAACCUUCGACUUCAACCUUCAACCUCUUUGACAAGCUCCUUCUCUUGUCCGGUGGAAAGACGCACUACUUUGGCGCCGUCAGCAACGUCGGGUCUUACUACGAGACCAUGGGCAUGCCGAUACCUAUGCAGGUGAACCCGUCUGAGCACCUCCUUGAGCUCGUCAACAUCGAUUUCGCAAGAGAUAAGCAACAGGCCGUUGCCCAUCUGCAGGCCAUGCACGAGAGCUGGGCCGAGUCAGGCCAGGCCAGGGAUCUGAAGAUUUCCAUCGCCGACGCGCAGCAGAAGACCAACCCUGCCGUGCUGGGCGAGCUGGAGAAGAAGCCCGGCCUGCCGAGUUUGGUUAUGACGCUUCUGCACCGAAGUUUCAUCAAGAGCUACCGCGAUGUUGUUGCCUACGGAAUUCGAUUUGCCAUGUACACCGGUUUGGCCAUCAUGAUGGGCACAGUCUGGGUCCGUCUGUCAACCGAACAAGAGUCCAUCAUCCCCUUGACCAACGCCAUCUUCUUCGGUGGAGCCUUCAUGUCCUUCAUGGCCGUAGCCUACGUCCCAGCCUUCCUGGAAGACCGAAGCCAGUACGUCAAAGAGCACCAGAACGGGCUCUAUGGCGCCACGGCCCUCCUCAUCUCCAACUUCCUCAUCGGCAUCCCCUACCUCUUCCUCAUCGCCCUCUUCUUCUCCGCAAUCUCCUACUGGCUCUCCAACUUCCGCCCGACCGUCGUCGCAUUCUUCACCUGGGUCCUCUGGCUCUUCCUCGACCUCUUGGCCGCCGAGAGCCUCGUGGUGCUCUUUACCUCGCUGUUCCCCAGCUUCGUCAUCAGUCUCGCGCUCGUCGCUUUCGCAAACGGCCUGUGGAUGUCCGUCAACGGCUUCAUGGUCAGCCCCACCAUCCUCAACUCCUUUUACAAAUACGUCUUCCACUACUGGGACUACCAGAAGUACGUCUUCGAGGGCAUGAUGCACAACGAGUUCGCCGAGAGGAUCUACUCGUGCGGCAAGUCGUGCCAGUGCAUGUACCGCACCGCCCUCGAGAGCGAGUGCAAGAUCGCCGGCCAGGGCGUGCUGGACACAUACGGAUACACCGAGAACCACUUUGGGAGGAACGUCGGAAUCAUGAUUGGUAUUAUUGCCGGGUACAGGAUCGCCGCGUGGAUUGUGCUCAAGAUCAAAAAGAACUGA
Messenger RNA from Colletotrichum truncatum, 1938 nucleotides. RefSeq names its product ABC transporter. Gene Ontology annotation, cellular component: membrane. The record is from RefSeq and is a predicted model, not a curated record. Gene Ontology annotation, molecular function: ABC-type transporter activity; ATP hydrolysis activity; ATP binding. Lineage: Eukaryota; Fungi; Ascomycota; Sordariomycetes; Glomerellales; Glomerellaceae.